GAACAGACUAAUUUACUUCCCGGGAUUAUAUAGAUAUGCAUCCAUUUUAUUUUAUCACUGCCUCCCCCCAUCCCCAAUUCUACGGAGCACUUUCCCUACUCACACUCACUUUGCUCCCAGAAAACCCCAGCCCGCCCAGAGCGCCACCGGCACCGCAAUGUCCAGCGACGACGAGCUCCGCGGCCUCCUGGUACAGGAAUCCACCACCGCGAUCGUCUCCGGCGCCGAUCCCUCCCGCCCCACGGCCCGAUCGGCCCACUUCCUUCUCCCCCGCGCGGGGGGCGCUCGCCUCCCUGCUCUGCCAUCCCCGCCCCGCAAUGCCGGCCCUGUUCUUGGCGACCAGCUCCCUGUCGAUUGGACGGCCUGGCCCGGCUCCUCGAAGCUGUGGAGGCGGUGGGUGGCCAGGCUUCGGCCGCGGCAUGAGCGCCUCUGGCGGAAGCUUGGGAUCUUGGACGCCGUCCUCGCGACCACCGGCUGGGUGCGGCGGGACGAGGGCCUGCUGCUCCAGCUUGCGGGUUUCUGGUCCGGCGAGACCAACACGUUCCUCUUCCCGUGGGGCGAGGCCACGGUGACGCUGGAGGACAUGGCCGUGCUCGGGGGCCUGCCCCUGCUGGGCAGGCCUGUGUGGUCGCGGCUCCCGGACGAGCUCCGCGGGGACGUGGACGCGCUCGAAGCCGCCCGGAUCGCGCUCAACAGAUGCACGAACAAGAAACCCUCGUUUGCCCCGUGGGUUAAGCAAUUCGUCGAGCGGCCGACAGGGGAGGUCGUUGCCGCCGGCAGAGGAGAGACCGAGGCGGCCACAUUGCUCGAGCACGGGGCGUUUCUGGCCAUGUGGUUGACCAGAUACGUGCUUCCGGCGCAGCCAUUCGACGUGGUCAGACCGGACGUGUUCCCCCUCGCCGCCGGGCUGGCACGCGGCAGGUGCUCGGCCCUCGCACCCGCCGUUCUUGCCAACAUCUACAAUGACCUCUCCGCACUCAGUCACCACUUAAGCUUGGGCACCAGCCAUCAGCCGUUCGUGGCGAGUGCGCCGCUGCACAUCCUCCAGCUAUGGGUCUGGGAGCGCUUCCCAGAGCUGCGUCCUGAGGCUGAGAUACCAAGCACUGCCUCCCACGGCGACGAUCCCGGCGUGCCGAGGGCCGCCAAGUGGCACAACAUCAGAAACCCGCUUGAUCAUGGCUACAUCCACGCCGUGCUCAUGUCCCCGGAGGAGUUCCAAUGGAGGCCUUACGGAGGCAGUAGCUUUGCUCUGCCACAAGGCAAAGAUGGCAAAGAUGGCUGCUGGGUGCUCUGCCAUGAUGUAGUAACAAGCAAGGAGCUGCAGUCCUUUGCGCAGUGUCUGCUACCUUGCGAGCUCGUCGGCAUGCAAUGCAUCGAGCACUACUGUCCGCACCGCGUCGCAAGGCAGCUCGGCUUCGAUCAGGACGUACCCGGGACUAUCGCCCGUGCCAAUUCAUGCCGAAAGACCGCAUGGGCGACUUACAGGAUGCGGCCUGAAGACGUUUCGUUCUUCGUUCCACGACGUGAUCCGGGCAUGACGGUUGAAUACGCGCAAUGGUGGAAGCCUUACUCGUCGGCAUGUGCUGUUGCUGUUGCUAAUGCUGAAAGGAUGAAACAACUUCAUGCUGCAGCUAUUAGCCCAAGAACGACGAAAGCUGAUGGUUAUGAGCUUGCUAAUAAUGUCCAAAGUGAUACACCUCCCAGUCAAGGAGCAGUUAAUAAAGUAACUCAUGUCACUAGUGUUCAUGUCUUAGAAGGAUCCACUGAUGAUGAAAUGCAGACACACAAUGUCACAGAACAGAAAGAUCAGAGAGCGAAGGUGGAUACAGAAAGCUCUAGUGUUUCGGAAGGAAACAAUGAUGAUGCAUCUUCUGAUGGUGUAGUAUACGGAAAUAAUGUACUGGUCAAGAGAGUAAUUUCUACUAAAACACUCUACUAUCUUCGACCAUUCGAGCGGGUGAAAGGUGCCCAGGUCAGAGAUUCAAGAGCCACCAAUGCAGGUCAAGUGAUUCUCCAACCAGGACGGGAAGUCGGAACAACGGAAAUGAUUAGAGAGGCGUCUGAAGCACGAGAAGCGGAAAAGGUUGAGUUGGAAACGAUAAUCGAUCGUCUCAAGGAACAAGUUGUCGCGCUAGAGAUGCAGUUGCGGGACAGGAGAACUUCUAAAAUUUGAGGUAUAACUUGUUCGUAUAACUUAACAUAAUAUAGCGGUAGCUUGGGUCUUUAGAAGACAUCUCGUGAUGAAGAGUGCCACAAUAUGGUGGGCUAGUCUUGCCAGUGAAAUGAUCUUCAUCAGCUAAUUAUGACUUUGUGAGUGAAGAAACUGCGGCACCUACACCCCAUUAGACUCUAAUUAUAUGUUCCUGGCUGCUAUUUUCUUAUGUUGUGAAAUUCAGGGGAAUGAAUACAUUACUGCUAGUUCGUUUGGUAGUAUAGAUAAACCCUGUGCAAUCUUCACAUAAAACGAUCAAUUUAAUGAGGAGAUGCAUAUGUGUGUGCUCCUGUUAACUGAUGUUUUGGUUUACACAAAUCAAGAUAAUAACUACUUAAACAAACGUUGCUUCACAAUGGAUGUACCAAUGGGCAACUUGUAUACCAAAUUGUGAAACCGAGAAUUCUGUCUGAAGCCAACUGGACUGCUAGAGGUCGAAACCUACCAGGACAUGAACUCACUGGAUGAAUGGAGUCGGCUAAAAAGGAUUUAGUAGCAGAUUUGGGAUGUGGAUAGUUGCAAACAGUUUAUUGAUACAUAACUUGUUUUCUUACUAAAGGUUGCCCAGAUACAGAUUACCUCAUCUGCACUAUCUUCUCUGGACUCUGGGCAUGAUUUUUUUUACGGAUUACUACUAUGUUGUUCUAUUAGUACGCCAGGAUUAUCUUCUUGCUUAUCCCCAUCACAUUUACCACUCAAAGUUGAGGAGCUAGCAAAAGGUACUUUACUAUGCAGAGAAUACAUGGACACAGAAGUGCAGACUGCUCAAAGUUGU
Molecule: messenger RNA, 2987 nt
Organism: Triticum aestivum (bread wheat)
Lineage: Eukaryota; Viridiplantae; Streptophyta; Magnoliopsida; Poales; Poaceae
Exons: 2
Coding region: 158-2173 (671 amino acids)
Biological process (GO): meristem maintenance; meristem development
Source: RefSeq, a predicted model, not a curated record